CCAUCAAUGACUCAUCUUCUCUCCCUUCCACUGGAUAUUUGGCGUUAUUGUAUUUUUGAAUAUUGGCUUGGUCCGAUUCAUCUUUCUUUAUUGCAAAAUAAUAAUGAAAUUAUGAAAUUUAAGAAUUUGAUUUAUCCAAGAAUUUUGAAUGGUUUGGAUGUGGAAAAUGUGAGAGCUGUGCAUAAAUGGUGUAAAACAAUUUCAAGAAAGGCUACCUAUUUGUUUCUGGUUGAAAUGGGUGAUUUCUGGAAGGAGGUUUCGAAUAUUUUGGAGAUGGUUGUUUAUUGGAAACGAUAUCAAUCUUUUGAGGGAUUUUCGUUGGCAAGAGGUGACAUUUCUGUUUACGAAUCAAUUCCUUUUGUCAAAAUGCAGAAAUUGAUAGAGGCAGUUGAGAUGAAUUCCAAUCGAGAGUAUAAGGAUAUUAUUGAUAAGUCGAAAUGUAUUGGUUAUUCCUUUGAGGAUGUGGAUUUGAAUGAAAUAGAAAAUGAGUUUAUUGAUGAGGAUGUGAACAAAUUAUUCGAAGAAAGAGUUCAGAAAUUAAUGGUUUCAGAGUCAAAAUUUGAGAAAAUCAAACAAAUUACUCAACUGGAUCCGUAUGAUUUGUUUCUACAUAAGGCAUUGAUAUUAUCUCUUGAUAUGGUUUCAUAUUUCGAUAGUGAAAGGCAUAGUGGGGAAAGCUGUUAUGAAACUUUAGAAAGAUGUUAUCUAUUUUCGAAAGGUUUAUUUACCGAUAAUUUUAUGGAUUCAAGCUCACUUGGUUUAUUAAUUGAUUUGGAGUAUAAUUUUGAAGAAGACUCUAUCAUAUUUGAAACAUUGCAGCCAAUUUAUGUGGCCAUUUCAAUCAAUUUCAACAAGAAUUAUCAACAGUUUACAAUUCCGAAACAUGCUCAGUUUCUAUGCUUUUCUUUCGUAACAUCUUAUGAAACUGGAGAGGAGUAUGACAAUUUCCUGGAAGGACACGAAGAAUUUUCAAAUGUUCGUGAUUUAACAAUCAGAUUUCCUUCAACAGAGAAUAAUUAUUAUUUACAGAUAGAUACUGGAAAAUUGGAGAGGAAUAUUCUAUCUGCAAUAACAAGGAAGAGAUUUCCCAAACUUUUGAGAAUUUCCAUUCAAGGAUGUAACUCUUUGGAUGACCUUGUAAAUUAUGAAAUAUUGUCUGAAUUGAUGUAUGUGGAAAUUAUUAAUACGAGAAGGAACCAAGAUUAUGAGAAAAUUCAUAACUGGUCUGAACGAAGAGUUCACAAUUUUGUUAAUCGUCAAUUUAUUGAGAAAAAGGACUCAUUGAUUCAUCAAUUGGUUCUCUAUGCAAACAUUGUGAGGUGUAAUCCUGACGCCAAUUUUGAUACCAUUAAGGAGUAUUAUGAUAUGAGUAGAGAAAAAUUUGUGGCUUGUAUUUCACAUUCAUCAAUCAAUGAAUAUUAUGACAGAUGCUAUGAGUAAAACAUUGAUAGAGAUUUUAAUAUU
Molecule: messenger RNA, 1464 nt
Organism: Naegleria gruberi
Lineage: Eukaryota; Heterolobosea; Eutetramitea; Acrasida; Naegleriidae
Exons: 1
Coding region: 7-1440 (477 amino acids)
Source: RefSeq, a predicted model, not a curated record